Molecule: messenger RNA, 4620 nt
Organism: Penicillium taxi
Lineage: Eukaryota; Fungi; Ascomycota; Eurotiomycetes; Eurotiales; Aspergillaceae
Product: ATP-binding cassette glutathione S-conjugate transporter YCF1
Exons: 6
Coding region: 1-4620 (1539 amino acids)
Biological process (GO): transmembrane transport
Cellular component (GO): membrane
Molecular function (GO): ATP binding; ABC-type transporter activity; ATP hydrolysis activity
Source: RefSeq, a predicted model, not a curated record
AUGUUGAAUGACAAUUCCCAGGUGUUCCUAGGGGUCUCCCCAGGAGACUCUCAGUCUUCUCUCGUAUCAGCUCUUGGACACACGCACCAGCGACAGUCGUUCUGCGGCGAUUCAGAGGGCUGGGGUCCCUUGAGUAUCACGGGCUAUCAUCUCACUCCAUGCUUCCUCGAUGCUACUAUGGCUGUGGUGGCCAUUUGGGGAUCUUUGGCAGGUGCAGGUGCUCUAUGGCUUCUGCUCAAAAAACGCAUUCCCCAGCCGGUCUCGAAGAAUUGGCAUUUCUAUGCAAAACUGGCCGUCCUUGCUUCCAUUAUCUUGGUGACCGCGCUCCAAGCAGCCCUGCAAAUCGAAUCCCAGCCUAAGAAAUUCUGGGCCGACUUUCGUUUUUGGUCCUCCAUUCUCACUCUCGGCUCGCUGGGUGUGGUUUUCGCUGUUCAGUACUUUGAACAUUGGCGGAGCCGACAGCCGAAUGGAGUAGUCCUUUUCUAUUGGCCCCUUUUCAUCAUCGCUUAUGCCAUCAAGCUUCAGGCGCUUGUCGAUCGGAAAGAAUACCUUAGUCAGCUCCCAUAUUUCAUCGCCAUCAAUAUAAGUUUGGGAUUGGCGCUGGUGGAGUUUAUUCUAGAGUACGUCGUUCCCAAGAAGCAGAGCGCCUACGAUGCUUUGGGCGACGAAGACGAGUGCCCCUACAACUAUGCCGAUAUCUUCUCAGUCCUCACCUUCAGCUGGAUGACGCCACUGAUGAAAUUUGGAUACACGAAUUACUUAACCCAAGAUGAUCUGUGGAAUCUGCGUCGUCGCGAUACCACCCGCGCGACAGCCGAUGAUCUGACUAAUGCAUGGGAUGAAGAAUUAGAGAAGAAGAGCCCGUCUCUUUGGAUUGCUCUCUUCAAGGCUUUCAGUGGUCCAUACAUCUUCGGUGCACUCAUCAAGUCGGUUAGUGACGUAUUAGCUUUUGCCCAGCCACAAUUGCUGCGGUACCUGAUCGCUUUCAUUGAUUCAUAUCGUGGCCCAGACCCGCAGCCAGUCGUCCGAGGUGUUGCUAUCGCUCUUGCGAUGUUCUUUGUCUCUGUCUGUCAGACAAGCUGUCUCCACCAAUACUUCCAGCGAGCCUUCGAUACUGGCAUGCGAGUCAAGUCCUCACUAACUGCCAUGAUCUAUGCCAAGGCUCUGCGCUUAUCCCCUGAGGGUCGCUCGACUAAGACCACAGGUGACAUUGUCAACCACAUGGCCGUCGACCAGCAGCGACUUUCAGAUUUGACGCAGUUUGGAACUCAGCUGCUGUCGGCUCCGUUUCAAAUUGUACUAUGCAUGGUGUCGCUGUACCAGCUUGUCGGCGCGAGCAUGUUUGCGGGUAUCGCAGUCAUGAUUCUCAUGAUUCCUCUGAACGGUGUUAUCGCUCGCAUGAUGAAGAAGCUGCAAAUUACUCAAAUGAAGAAUAAGGACUCGAGAACUCGCUUGAUGACCGAAAUCCUCAACAACAUCAAAAGUAUCAAGCUUUAUGCCUGGAACACUGCUUUCAUGAACAAACUCAGCCAUAUCCGAAAUGAUCUGGAGCUCAACACUCUGCGCAAAAUCGGUGCCACCCAGGCCAUCGCUAACUUUACCUGGCAGUCAACUCCAUUCCUCGUUUCUUGCUCGACAUUUACUGUAUUCGUUUUGAUGAGCGAUCAACCGUUGACAACGGAGAUUGUUUUCCCAGCCCUGACUCUCUUCAACCUGUUGACAUUCCCUCUUUCGAUAUUGCCUAUGGUUAUCACCUCCGUUAUUGAGUCUUCCGUGGCUGUGAACCGACUGAUGGAUUUCUUCAUGGCAGAAGAGCUUCAAACUGAUGCCGUUGUAUUCCAAGAUCCAGUCGAGCAUGUAGGAGAUGAAGCUGUUCGUGUUCUCCACGCUUCGUUUUCCUGGAACCGCCACAGCGGAAACUCAGUGCUAGAGAACAUUAGUCUUAGUGCACGCAAGGGUGAACUAAGCUGCAUCGUUGGCCGUGUUGGGGCUGGCAAGUCCUCUCUCCUUCAAUCAAUCCUUGGUGAACUAUGGAAGAGCCAAGGUGAAGUAACCGUCCGAGGUCGCAUCGCUUACGUUGCUCAAUCUCCAUGGGUGAUGAAUGCCAGUGUUCGCGAGAACAUUGUAUUUGGGCACCGUUGGGACCCCGACUUCUACGAGCUCACUGUUGAGGCCUGCGCUCUAAUUGACGACUUCAAGACCCUCCCUGAUGGAGACCAGACCGAAGUCGGGGAGCGUGGAAUUUCUCUCUCUGGUGGCCAAAAGGCUCGAUUGACCCUCGCAAGAGCUGUCUAUGCCCGUGCAGAUAUCUAUCUUCUCGAUGACGUUCUCUCCGCGGUUGACCAGCAUGUCGGUCGUCACAUCAUUAACAAGGUGCUCGGGCAGUCUGGUAUUCUGAGCGGUAAAACAAGAAUCCUUGCCACGAAUGCCAUUACCGUACUCAAGGAGGCCGACUACAUCGGAUUGCUACGCGAUAAGACUAUCAUUGAAAAUGGCACAUACGACCAACUUAUGGCAAUGAAGGGCGAAAUCGCCAAUCUUGUACGGACUAAUUUGGUAGAAUCUGACGACGAGAACUCCCCCAGCGCCUCUGACGAUGAUCUCGCCAGUCUUGGUAACUCUACCUCUGAAACCAUUAUCGAGACUGGGAAUGAAUCGGAAGAUGAAGAAGUGGAAGAACUGGGUGCUCUAGUACCUAUCAAGGGCUCCGAGACUCGUCGUAGAACCAGUACAGUCACCUUGCGCCGAGCCAGUACUGCAACUUGGCAGGGACCCCGGCGCAAGUUGCAUGACGAGGAGAACAUUCUCAAGAGCAAGCAGACUCAGGAAGCUUCGCAACAGGGUAAAGUUAAGUGGGGCGUCUACGCUGAGUAUGCCAAGAACAGUAAUGUUGUGGCUGUCUGUUUCUACCUUUUUGCUCUUUUGGCAGCACAAACUGCUCAGGUUCUUGGUAACUUCUGGCUGAAGAGCUGGACCGAGUCUAACGAGAAGAGCGGUACCAACCAGCAUGUCGGCAAGUUCAUUGGUGUUUACCUGGCCCUUGGUCUUGGAUCAUCACUCCUUGUCAUUCUCCAAAACCUAAUCUUGUGGAUUUUCUGCUCGAUUGAGGCAUCUCGAAAGCUCCACGAGCGCAUGGCCUUUGCUAUUUUCCGCUCACCUAUGAGCUUCUUCGAGACUACCCCGUCUGGAAGAAUUCUCAACCGAUUCUCCAGUGAUAUCUACCGUGUUGACGAAGUACUUGCCCGUACUUUCAACAUGUUGUUUGCCAACUCUGCUCGUGCGGUUUUCACCAUGGUAGUGAUUGCAACCUCAACGCCCGCGUUCUUGGUGCUGGUCAUCCCCCUGGCUUGGGUUUAUCUCAGUUACCAGAAGUACUACCUGCGAACAUCUCGCGAGCUGAAGCGCCUGGACAGUGUGACUCGUAGUCCCAUAUUUGCCCAUUUCCAAGAAUCUCUGGGUGGAAUUUCAACCAUCCGUGCCUACCGUCAAGAGAACCGCUUUGCUCUCGAGAAUGAGUGGCGCAUGGAUGCCAAUCUGCGCGCUUACUUCCCCUCUAUCAGUGCAAACCGCUGGCUUGCUGUUCGUCUCGAGUUUAUUGGUUCAAUCAUUAUCCUGGCAUCUGCUGGCCUUGCCAUCACGUCGGUUGCAACUGGUAGCGGUCUUUCAGCCGGUAUGGUUGGUUUGGCCAUGUCUUACGCCCUUCAAAUCACACAGUCGCUCAACUGGAUUGUUCGUCAGACCGUCGAGGUCGAGACCAACAUUGUCUCCGUUGAACGAGUGCUCGAAUAUGCCAACCUCCCAAGCGAGGCCCCAGAGGUCAUUUUCAAGCGCCGACCCGCCAUCGGUUGGCCUGCCCAGGGUGCUGUUUCAUUCCAGGACUACAGUACUCGAUACCGCCCUGGCCUUGACUUGGUGCUCAAGGAUAUCAACCUCGAUAUCAAGCCUCGUGAGAAGAUUGGUGUUGUUGGUCGAACUGGGGCUGGAAAGAGCUCUCUUACCCUGGCUUUGUUCAGAAUGAUCGAGCCCACGAAUGGAACUAUCAGUAUUGAUGGACUUGAUGUGACUACCAUUGGCUUAUUUGACCUACGUGGCCGUCUUGCCAUUAUUCCUCAGGAUCCUGCAAUGUUUGAAGGAACUUUGCGUGAUAACCUUGAUCCGCGCCAUGCUCAUGAUGAUACUGAACUAUGGAGCGUACUUGACCACGCAAAGCUGAAGGAUCACGUCUCCUCGAUGGAAGGUCAACUUGACGCCGAGAUCCAGGAAGGAGGAUCCAACCUGAGUCAAGGCCAGCGCCAGCUGGUUUCGCUCGCACGAGCACUAUUGACACCCAGCAACAUCCUUGUUCUAGAUGAGGCAACAGCCGCCGUCGAUGUAGAGACAGACGCAUUGCUCCAACGCACACUGCGCAGCAGCGUCUUCUCAGAUCGUACCAUCAUCACCAUUGCGCACCGCAUCAACACCAUCAUCGACUCGGAUCGUAUUGUCGUGUUGGACAAGGGCCGAGUGGCGGAAUUUGACACCCCAGCUGAACUGAUCAAGCAAGGUGGACGAUUCUACGAGCUUGCCAAGGAGGCUGGCCUGUUGGAUGGCGACGGUCUAGCCUCCUCCAGUUCCUCAUAG